Pecten maximus is the source of this 6477-nucleotide messenger RNA. Its product is annotated as neprilysin-1-like. The coding region runs from base 687 to 3005 and encodes 772 amino acids. Lineage: Eukaryota; Metazoa; Mollusca; Bivalvia; Pectinida; Pectinidae. Gene Ontology annotation, cellular component: plasma membrane. The record is from RefSeq and is a predicted model, not a curated record. The transcript has 23 exons. Gene Ontology annotation, molecular function: metalloendopeptidase activity. Gene Ontology annotation, biological process: protein processing.
UCAGCAGCCCAAGUAUCAGAACGGGUCUGCCAUACAGUGUCUGUGUUAUACAUAAACAGCAAAUGAGAGUAUUGAAUAAAUGACGGUGGUCAAUGUUUGACCUGUGGUCAAGAAAUGGCACUGUAAAGUGGAUUGUAGCGACUGGUUGUUCCCACUCAGAAUUGGAUAUUGGCGUCCUAAAUUCUAUAGGCCAAUGAUGCUUAUGGCAGCGUGAGGUGUGUAUGUCCCGCUGUGAACUUGUACAUGUUUCUAUAGGAUCGAAAACGGGCGUUCCGACACAUUAUUGAAGACAAUCAUUCGAAAAACGCACAAUCAGGGACAAGAGUUCGGUGACGUAUGCGAUCGAAGACAAGAGUUCGGCAGCGUAUGAUCGAAGACACGUGUUAGGCAAUUAAUGACGUUCUGCUGGCAGUGAUUGUGUUUUCAUAAUUGUGUUUAUGGGCGUGUAGGUUUGGACCUUGUGUGUAGAGAAUUCCCCUGGAUAUGUAAUCCCAUACAAACACACGACCUAGGUACAAGUUUAUAAAGAAUAUAGCAGUCCUGUCGCCUUUAAAAUGGAUUGGGCUAUUUUUCUAUGUUGAAAAAUUUGUGUUGAUAAGUGCCUUUUGAAUGGAAUAACCUCAAGCAUCACAUAUAUUUAACUCUGAACGGAUACAACACAGUUUUGUUUCAGAUGUAUUAACUCCAUGCCAGUGCUUGCUCUUCCGGUGAUGGAAAUGAAUGGAAAAUCUAAACAUUAUCUAUCGGAGGACGGCCUUCAGGUCAAAUAUACAGGGCCAGCAGACAUGGUCCAGAGAAGACAACGAGGCUGGAUAGGACAAAGAACGUACCUGGAGGUAGCUCUACUCGUUAGUUGUGGGGUGUUAUUGUGUAUCACUGUCAUUCUUAUUAUUAUCGAGGCUGUCCGGCAUGACAACCAGCCAAAUGGUGGAGCCUCCUUGCUUGCUGCUACUAAUACAGUGUGUCUGUCACAGGAUUGUGUCAAAGCAGCGGCUCGACUGCUACAAGGCAUGAACCAGGAAGUCGAUCCCUGCGACAACUUUUUCGAGUUUGCAUGCGGCUCCUGGAAUAAAGUCAAUGUUAUUCCAGAUGACCGGCCAAGUUACAACACAUUUGCAAAGCUAAGGGACGACCUCCAUGUUACUCUUAAAGAUUUACUAGAAUCUCCAGUGACUCCCGACGAAUGUGAAGCUUCUAAGAAAGCCAAACAUCUCUACCAUUCCUGUAUCAACGAGACUUUAAUUGAGGAACGAGACUUAGAGCCUGCCAUUAACCUGAUUGAGGAACUGGGAGGCUGGCCGGUGACGUAUGUAAAUGGGAGUUGGCCGGAUGAGGAGUUUGACCUGACAGGGCUGCUCAUCAAACUACGUCUGUACAAUAAUAAGAUUCUGGUGGACCAAUGGGUCAGUGCUGACGACAAAAACUCAGACGUACACAUAAUACAGUUCGAUCAGCCCGAUCUGGGGAUGCCCUCCCGGGACUACUAUACUAAAGGUCGUCAUGACCCGGAUGUUGUAGUUUACGAGGAGUUUGCCGUUGCUGUUGCUAUGGUUUUCGGCGCCAAUAAAACUGUUGCUGAAGAUGACAUUCGGGAAAUGGUAGACCUUGAGAUAAGACUCGCUAACAUCACGGUACCUCAGGUAGAUCGUCGAGAUAAUGAAAAAUUGUACAACAGGAUGACAGUCAGGGAACUGAAGCAAAUCGUCCCAGGGUUUGAGUGGAUGCGCUACCUGAGGGCUAUCUUUGACCAGGUGAACAUCACUAUAACUGAGUUGGAGGAGGUGGUGGUGUACGCCCCGGAGUAUCUUAAACACAUGGUGGAAAUUAUCAACGAAACUCCAGGAAGAACGCUAGCGAACUACCUGAUUUGGCGGAUAAUGAUGAACCGUAUGAUGAAUUUACCUGCUAAAUACAGAGAUUUGAGAAAGGAAUACCAUAGGCAAAUAUAUGGAUCAGAGGUGGAACGGUCGAGGUGGCGUGAUUGUGUUAGUUAUGUCAAUGAUAAUAUGGGGAAUGCCGUGGGGCGAUUGUUUGUACAACAACACUUUGACGAACUGGCAAAGAAAGUGGCGCUCGAUAUGAUUCAUGACAUUCGAAUUGCCUUCAAUGAGCUUCUACAUGAAGUUGUAUGGAUGGACGAAUACACUCGCAAAGUAGCAGAAGAAAAGGCUGAUUCGAUCGUGGAAAAGAUUGGCUAUCCGUCCUAUAUACUUAAUGACACAGCACUUGACGAUGACUACAGAAAUGUUUAUUUCCAUGCCGAUAAAUACUUUGAAAAUGUCCUGGAGAAUAUCAAGAGCAUAGCAUUGGCAAACAUGGCGAGACUACGAGAACCUGUCGAUAAAACAAGAUGGUCAACGACCCCGGCCAUUGUCAACGCUUUCUACAGCUCCACGAAAAAUCAGAUUAUGUUUCCAGCAGGGAUUCUACAGCCUCCAUUUUAUUACAAGGGCUAUCCAAAAUCAUUGAACUAUGGGGGAAUCGGAAUGGUGAUCGGACACGAAAUAACACAUGGAUUUGAUGACAGAGGUCGACAGUUUGACAAGGAUGGAAAUCUAAAACAGUGGUGGGAUGACGUUGUGAUCGAACGAUUCAAGAAUCAGACAAGCUGUAUAGUAGAACAGUAUAGCAACUAUACUAUGCCAGGGAUAGGAAUAACGCUGAACGGGAUACAGACACAGGGAGAAAACAUUGCAGACAAUGGAGGACUGAAGGAAGCCUACAGGGCAUAUUCAAAGUGGGAAAGAAGUCAGGAAAGGAAGGAAGACUUAUUACCGGGACUUACACAUCUUACCCAUCACCAACUAUUCUUUCUCAACUUCGCUCAGGUGUGGUGCGGCACGAUGAGACCGGAAGCAGCAGUAAACAGAAUACGGACAGGACUCCAUAGCCCAGGUCGAUUUAGGGUAAUCGGUACACUACAGAACUCCAAAGAAUUUUCACAAGUCUUCAACUGUCCAGCUGGAUCUUACAUGAAUCCAGUAAAUAAAUGCGAGGUAUGGUGAGGCGCAACAAUUCUGGAGAGGAUAUACCUUUCACAACGGACAGAGCCAGUUAUGGAGCUGUGGUAGAACGCUGUCACGUGGUUGUGACGUCAUCAACUACUGAACGGGCGAUGGUGGUUCCAUAAUGCACAGCAAUAGCACAUUGUGACAUUGUGAGGGAAUAUUGGGUAAUUCAUGAGGCCAGGGUCAGUGUCAAAGUUGGAAACACCGACAGUUGUUAACGGUAUGACGUUUAAUGGAAUUUGGACGACUGCCCUUCACUGAGAAUGUAAUGAAUGCUGGGACAGUUAAAAUGGUUUGAUUGGUCAAUGAUUACGAACAUGGCGACUGUUUGAAUCGGCUGCAGUGUGAACUACCGGAUUAGAUGUAUUUUGAGUUUUGAGAUUGUGAACUAUGUAGAUCAUGAUUUUUAGGCUGCAUGAGUUGAUGGAAGUGUUGACCGAGUAAAUAUCAAUCAAAUAUACAUGUAUUUUAAAAACAAUAUUAUUUAUAACAAGUGAAAUCAGCUGUGGGUGAUGAGCGUUUGCAGCGCAGGAAUAACAUGGAAUAUAAAAAUCAUUUUUGUCAAAAUAUCUUCAUAUUUGAUUUGCAUAGAAAAUAUUUCACACAUUUUAGAGAUGAUAAUGCUAGGAUCUUCAACAACUUUCUGAAUCGAUAAAAUCUAGAAAUUAAUGCAAGCUUAAUUGGAAGAUGUAAUUUUCUUGUUUGGGACUUGAGGCAAAAAGGUAUGUCGAUAAGAGAAGAUUGCACGAUAGAUUAAAAGACUCUUUUCUUUUCUGAUAAACCUAUGAGUGGUCUAAAGAAAGACAAUUUAGAAGAACACGUUUUUUUCACGUGUAGAUAUUUAUACAAUUUCCAUGUUACAGUUGAAUUUUGCUCGCAAAUUAACAGAAAAUGAUUUGUGUUGUUUGAUUGAAUGUUUGAUUUUCCUGUAUAUAUUACGUUUAAAUAUCCCAAAUUAAAAGCAGAUACAGCACAUAUUUGAUACAGAGGUACAUAUCGCUGUUGUUGGAACUUUACUAAAGAUUCAUGUAAAUAGUAAGUAAAAUAAUAAACUUUGUGAAGUCAAUAUAAUUUGUUGUACAUAUUGUAAUUGUUAUGUAAAUUACACUUGUAUAUAAACCUCUGAUCAUAAAAAUGUUAUUGAGCAUUCUAUAUUGUGAAUGCUAUUUUUUUCACGGAAACUGUUGAAGUUGUACCUUGGAUUUACCCGACAAUAAUAUAUGCUUCAACAGCAACUAGCUGUACAUACCAUAAUAGUGACAUUGACCAUGUUGAUCAUGUAGAGUUUGUCUGAUUUUUGUCAGAUUUCAGUUUCGAAAAUCGAUAACAUUAAAAGGUAAUUUUUCAGUUUAAAAUUAUAAGUUUAUUUCUGGCAAAAUACGAAAAUUCACGAUUUUCACAAUAUUUUUAAAGAUGAUGUAUAUAAAAUAGUCUAUAAUAUGUUGGUGAGUAGUAUUGAAGUCCAUGUGUUAGAGUUCAUUGUCACACUAAUUGUACAUUACCGUUGAAUUUAAAGUUUUAUGUGUAUUGUAAAUAUGGUUUCACUUCAUCAUUUAGAUAUUUUAAUACCGGUAUUGGGACACAUGGCCCUUCUAUUACACAUUACCUGUAUUUACCUCAAUCGGGGCAUUAACUCGUCGUCCCUGCUGUUCUUUAGCCAAUCAACGUAUACUUUCUGACAACACCGCGUUGUCCUGGCCAAUCAGCGUUAUACUUUCUGACAACAACGCGUUUCCCUAGCCAAUCAGCGUUGCACUUUCUGACAACAACGCGUUACACUAGUCAAUCAGUGUCAGGCUUUCAGACAACACUGCGUUAAUCUAGCCAAUUAUGGACUCUUUGUGAGGUCAUUAUGGUGUCGGUAUAACACCUUAUUAACCGAAUAAAAGUUCCUUAGUUCUUAUAUUAGUAUUAUUAUGAACCUUGUUUGCAAAAGGUGGAAUUCUAUUUUAUUUAUCUUCAUAUGUGUAACAGGAAAUUAACACUGGGGCAUUCUUUGUGACGUCACAAUGAUAAUGGCGUCAUUAGCGUAAUAUUUGAUGUUUCUGUAAAAAGAAACGUCAGAUUAACAUCAUAAAACUUUGACCUCCACGUGACCAUGUUUUAGCCAAUGAGAACAGAAAAAUCGGACGUAAUGUCAAAGUUUGUCAUAGCCCUUGCCACUCAAUUCCCAUGGGGAUUUUGAUGAACCUUCGCACAAUGAUAUAAAGGAUCAUACUAUCUCGGACAAGUUUCAGGGAUUUUUGGUCAAGGUCAAGGUCACUGUUACUACCGGGUGCUUUAACAAUGCCAGUGUGAUUGUUCCUUGUACGAGCUAGCGCUCAGCAUAUCCAAAUGCUACCCCCGCUCAUUUACUAUUACUGAAUAUACCUCUCAAAUAUUCUCUAAUAUCACCGAAAUAUAUAACUUAAGCAUUGUCCAUUAUUUUCAUUGUUAACAUCUAAAACAUAGAAGGUUUUGAUACUAAAACGAACGUAUUCUCGUGGUAUUCUUAUUUUAGCGGAAUAUCGCGCUAAAUAAUGAUUUCACUAGUCAAAGUCUCGUCACAUUGGUUUGAACCUAAUAUUUUGUGGAUCCGUCAGGUCAUCAAUUUGUCAAUCUAUCAAAAUAUAAUAAUGGGCUUAAAUCAGAGUACGUCGAAAUGUGUGCGUUCACAGUACUACCGAGUCGGGGGGUUUGUCUGUAAUUGUAGUAUUUUUAUUUAACAUUGUUGAUGGACUCCGUGUUACUAUUGACAACACAUUUAGUACAUAUGUACAAAAAGGUCUGUAAAAUAAUGUGACAUGGUACUAAAAUACUAUAAAAUGUACAUAGAACGUGAUUUACUAUGAGUUUAAAGGGCCCGGAAUCACUGUCACGAAUUGAUGCUACGAGUCGCCACGAGUACUGAUGGGUUCAAACGUAGAUAAUCACCCACGAAUUUGCGGAAUAAUCGGGCGAUGGGAAAAUAUCUCUUCUAUUAUGAAAUUUACAAUAUUUUUAGAUUGGAACUUGAGCAAAUUCAUUAUGAUUUCGUUACAAUUCUUAGCAAGCGAUAAGUGGUCUAUGACGAUACUUCGAGGUUAGCGAAGUUGAAGAGAUGUACGGGUGAAAGCGAGGUGUGGCGUCUUGUGCGAAAAUGUUGGAAGCCAUGUCUCUUAAUCAACAAUAUGUUAAUGUGUUGGUUUUGUGUAUCAAUUUUGCGGGAUGCCAUACCUCGUAGUCAUGUCGAAGACAACACGUCCGGAAGUUGUCAUUCCAACUCGCUACAUGUCGGGCACAUGUCGAAAGAGAUGAGAUAAUAGGUCUGUCCUAAAGACAUGAUAUCGAUAUAACAACAAACACCGCACAGGUCUAAGGACGAGACACGUGGCCCAAUAUCGUGACAGCGUUAUCCGACCCUUGUAUAUUGUGGCUUGUUUUCUGUCGCUGCGAUCCAUCCUAUAUACAUCAUGUUGUAAAAUAUAUUAAAACGAUUUUAAAAGCGAAA